Molecule: messenger RNA, 1491 nt
Organism: Colletotrichum chrysophilum
Lineage: Eukaryota; Fungi; Ascomycota; Sordariomycetes; Glomerellales; Glomerellaceae
Exons: 3
Coding region: 1-1491 (496 amino acids)
Molecular function (GO): N-acetylglucosamine-6-sulfatase activity; glycosaminoglycan binding
Source: RefSeq, a predicted model, not a curated record
AUGUCUCUCAAAUCUCUGACGGUGUUGGCUGGCAUUUUGUCGGUCAGCGCCGGCUCCUUCCUCCAAUCAGAUGAAUAUCAAGUUCCUCUUGUCUCUGGUUCCUCGCGCAGGCCAAACAUCGUUUUCAUUCUGACUGACGAUCAAGACCUGCACAUGAACUCGCUGGAUUACGUCCCCUUCAUCAAGAAGCAUUUGAUCGACCAAGGCACCCUGUAUAAGAGACACUUCUGUGGAUAUCCCAAGUUCGUGGCAGAGGGCCACAAUGAGAACUACCUACCCAAACUCCUCCAGGACGUGGGCUACGAUACAUACUACACUGGAAAACUGUUCAAUGCUCAUACCGUGGACAACUACCACAGUCCCCACGCAGCUGGAUGGACUGGAUCCGAUUUUUUGCUGGACCCGUUCACUUAUUCUUACCUCAACGCCACAUUUCAACGAAACCAGGAUCCGCCGGUGAGCCAUGAAGGCGAAUACAGUACGGAUGUUCUGGCUGGCAAGGCUUUGGACUUCCUUGACGAUGCCGUGGCUGCGUCCAAGCCCUUCUUCCUCGGAAUCGCGCCUGUUGCACCUCAUUCAAAUGUCCAAUCCAAUGUCAUCAGCAAUGGCAGCGUUCACGAUCCGCAUGGCAUCGUUGCAACGCCACCAAUUCCCGCCGAGAGGCACGCCCAUCUUUUCCCCGAUGCCAUUGUCCCGCGAACGGACAACUUCAAUCCCGAGAAGGUAUCUGGAGCCAACUGGGUUCGGCAACAACCGAGACAAAGUGCCGAAAAUAUCGCGUUUAAUGAUCACUUCUAUCGGAACAGACUUCGAGCUUUGCAGGCGGUCGAUGAGCUGGUUGAUUCUGUGGUUUCCAGAUUGGAAGAAUAUGGUAUUCUCGAAGAGACAUAUAUAUUUUAUACCACUGAUAAUGGUUAUCAUAUCGGACAUCACCGCCUCCAACCUGGAAAGGAGUGUGGCUAUGAAGAGGACAUCAACAUCCCUCUCAUCAUUCGGGGCCCUCAAGUCCCGGAAGGCAAAGUCGCCGAAAUUGUGACAACACAUCAAGACCUGGUGCCUACGAUCAUGAGUCUAGCGCAAGCACCUCUGCGUGCCGAUUUCGAUGGUCUAGCUAUUCCCCUGACCGAGGAAGAUUUUGGUGAUGCGGCAAAGACAAGACAUGAGCAUGUUACAGUUGAAUAUUGGGGCUUUGCGGCCUCCGAGGGUCCUUGGGGAUAUUUUGGUCGGAACGAGUCCUUCGUAUUCAACAACACGUACAAGGCCCUGCGCGUAGUUUCAAAGGAGUAUAACCUUUACUACUCAGCGUGGUGUAAUAACGAACAUGAGCUUUACGACCUCAAUGUUCCGUUUGCACACAUCCUUGGCGCUCACUGCAUCCGCAAGGCAAUGUGGACACUCUGCGCGACGCACUUUCACCGAGAUUCGACAGUUUCUAUCAGCAACAACAAGUUCGAGUCGAAUACUCGCGUUGCGAGAUGGGUUAUCUUGUAG